Molecule: messenger RNA, 1909 nt
Organism: Cloeon dipterum
Lineage: Eukaryota; Metazoa; Arthropoda; Insecta; Ephemeroptera; Baetidae
Product: nucleolin-like
Exons: 6
Coding region: 235-1545 (436 amino acids)
Source: RefSeq, a predicted model, not a curated record
CAAUCAGAUAUCAAAAUUAAUGCUUUCAACGCAUGCACGCUAAAGAUGGCGCCAAUUUCCCUGAACACCGGAAUGUUGGUACAAUUUUCAGGGAGGUGGGGCAUUUUGUUUAUGUUUUGCGCGUCUUGCGGUGCGCCUCAGCGUCAGGUUGCGUUAGAGCGCUAGCCACGCGUCCCAGGUGAUCUUCAGAAUCUUGCGCGCGUUUUUUGGCCCUCCAAGGGCCCCUUUGAAGUCAUGUCUCGGCGUUCAGGCCGGUUAGAAGCGACGAAGGACGGGCCAAAGGUCGUUGUCCAGCAGGUUCUGCAGGUGGACCCGCCUGAACCGGAGCCUCCAGCUGACCAGGAGCAACCUCAGGAGGGCCCAGAAGCCGCUAAAAAGCCAGAGCUCAAAACCCGCUUGCGACCCAACCGCUCGUCAUGGCGUCAGCGAUUUUCACCACCACCUUUGUCAAAAAAUAAAAUCAAGAGAGAGAGUGAUAACGUAAUAUAUAUCAAAUCAGAAACGAUGGAAGAACAAGAGGAUCAGCAUGGAGAAAAUAAUGAAGCUAGAGAGGAAGAGGAGAGUGACGAAGUGCAAAAUUUGCAGGAACUUCAAGAAGGACAAGAUCAAGAAGGACCAGCAGAAGAAGAAGAGGAAGAAGAAGAAGAGACCGAGGAACCGGCCGAAGAAGAAGUAGUGGAACAAACAGAAGUAGCUCCCAUGGAAGUGGUUCAUCUGGAGGAGCAACACGUUUUGAUUGUGCCAGAUUCAUUGGAGGAGGCAGAGGAGGAGGUAGAGGAGCCUAUGGAGGCUGAGGAAGCAGACGAUGGCAUUGAGCAGACUCAGAUCAUGGAAAGCAUCCCAGAGGAAGCUUCAGAAGCUGAUAGAAUAUGCACUGUUGUCCAACAGGACCAGCUCAUACAGCAGUUUGGCCUCAACCUUGCCAACAUGAGCCCUAAUCCCAACUCCAGGGAAACGAUUUUGGCUGUAUCUCAGAGGAUGAUUGAACUUGUUCGCCUUCUGAUAGCGGCUCAAAGCAUUAAUGCGAGCAUAGACUCUCUUGCUGCCCUUUUUCGCACCGAUUAUUGGCCAACAAUUUUAAGCGCCAUCAAAUAUGUUAGUGGCUACGAAGAUGGAUUGGCGAAGAAUCCGCAAUACAUUUUUGAUAUAGGCCAGGCAUUGAGAUUUUGCGCAUUUAUAUUAAAACGGGAAGCCCAGGAAAAUGGAAAUGAUGACUACGAAGGACAAGCACAGCAGUUUUUGGAUACAAUCGAAGUUAACAUGUCUACCAUCACCACAGACCAGCCUGUCACCGUUGUUGCAGAGCAGGCUAUAGAAACGGAGACUGUCACCACAGAAAUUGUCACCGAUGAGCCAAACCAGGAGUACAGGGUGAUUUUGAGCAACACAACUGGCGAAGAAUCGCAGCCAGUCACCCUCAGCUUGCAGGUUGCCAACGAAGAUUUAGCAAUGCCAGGCACAGUGCAAGUAGUUAAAAUCAUUUCAACACCUUCGGGCAAGAAAGGCAUCAUCAUCCCCACACGCAUUCUCAGUAAAAAGGUGUGAGACCUGCCAAAAGUACAAACAUACUGACUCACCCCAGAGUGUGCUUUUAAUUUUUUAUUUAUCUGUGGCGCUGUUGUUUCGACAGCAAAGUGUAGCAAUAAACUAUCAGUUUGGGAUAAUUGUGGAGGUGUGACUCGACAGGUAAGUUCUUUCUGUGUCCUGUCAAUGCAAAUUACACUACUGCGACGAGUAAUUAUAAAAUCUUUGUGUACUUUGUAAGCGCAUUAUUCUAAUUGGUUUUUUUAAUCUACGGUUUGUUGGUUUCUCCAUACUUGUAGCUGGAAGAAAUUGUUUUCAACUUCUGUAAAACCAUUUUUAAGUUGAAGGCAAUUUUUUAAUAUAACAUGAGAGCAGUACAGAUGAA